Drosophila eugracilis is the source of this 349-nucleotide messenger RNA. RefSeq lists its product as uncharacterized. Bases 66 to 278 code for a protein of 70 amino acids. The transcript has a single exon. NCBI's taxonomy places the organism in Eukaryota, Metazoa, Arthropoda, Insecta, Diptera, Drosophilidae. The record is from RefSeq and is a predicted model, not a curated record.
GCAUCACUGACUAAACAGCUGAGGAAACGGUUUUACUUUCACGGAUUUGGAAGGGAUUUGACGCCAUGCAAAAGAAGCCGAUCAACGCGAAUUCCCUGCUGGACAAGCUGCACCGCGGUGCCGUAUACGCCUGCAUCGGGGUCACCCUCUACGGUACCUACAUCCUCGGGAUGCGUUAUUACCACUACUACACGGUCAUCCGGCCGGAGAAGCAGCAGGCUGAUCUGAAGCUUUUGGACGAGGGUGCUCAUGACAAGGCCAAGGAGCUUAAGUACUAGGAUCCGCUAUUCUCUGCCCCCUUUAAUUGUUAAAUGUCUGUUAAGCGCAAUAAAUUGUAAGGAAAUGUAAA